Molecule: messenger RNA, 2478 nt
Organism: Linum trigynum
Lineage: Eukaryota; Viridiplantae; Streptophyta; Magnoliopsida; Malpighiales; Linaceae
Source: the annotation of a GenBank genome assembly
GGCCAACCUUCAUCCAACAAAGGCAUCAAUUCCAAAACUCGAGCUUCCAACAACCAUACCAAGCACAAGGUUGUCAAGGGUUUCAAUACCAACCCAACAAGUUAUCCAAACUUGAAGACCUAGUGAACACCUUUGUGAGCACGAGUGCUCAAAAGUUCGAGAAGAUUGAGCAAUUUAUGGAUGUGGCAACUACCAAGUUUACCUCGGUUGAGGCGGGACUCCGAAGACAUCAAGCGAGCCUUCAAAGUUUGGAGGUGUAAAUCGGCAAUCUUGCCGGGAUCCUCCCCGAGAGACCAAAGGGAGCUCUACCCUCUCAAACCGUGGAAAACCACAAGGAUCAUUCCAGGGUGCAUGCAAUUCAAUUGAGAAGUGGGAAGGUGACUCCGAGAGUUGUCUCUAAAGAAGUGAUUGAGAAGGAAGAUUCCAACCCCAAGGAUGGAGAUGAAGAGCCCUCGAGGGGAGAGAAAGAAAUGGCAAGGAAGGCUUCGCCGCCGCCAUCUCCGAUGAUUAAGUACAAGGCGCCCCCCUUUUUCCCCACAAGGAUGUAUAAGGAGAGGUUGGAAAAGGAAUGUGGAGGUUUCAUGGAAAUUCUCUGAAACCUCCACCUCAAUAUUCCUUUCCUUGAAGCCAUGGCUCACAUGCCAAGAUAUGCAAAGUACCUCAAAGGAUUCCUCACCAAGAAACCGAAGUUUGAAGACCUCGCCAACGCGACUCUUGGCGAGGAGUGCUCGAAUUUUCUCCUCAACCGCUUGCCCAAAAAGCGGUCUGACCCAGGUAGCUUUACUAUCCCUCUUAGUAUUGGCAACUAUCACAUAGGAAAUGCCUUGGAGGAUUUAGGAGCUAGUGUUAAUGUGAUGCCCUAUAAGAUUUUCAAAAAGUUAGAAGUAGGUGAACUCAAGACCACUAAGUUUAGCAUCACUUUAGCCGACCGUUCGGUCAUUAAUCCUAGGGGCAACAUGAAGGACAUGUUAGUGCGAGUAGGCAAGUUUUGCUAUCCGAAUGAUUUUGUGAUCCUCGAUAUAAGUGAAGACUCGGACUUGACACUCAUACUAGGUCGUCCCUUCCUUGCCACCGCCAAGGCAUUGAUUGAUGUUAAUGAGGGGACCUUAAUUCUGAGGGAUGGUGAGGAGAGGAUCACUCUUGAAAUUGAACCUAAGGUUAGAAGUGAGGAUGUGAAGGAAUUGGUAUCAGAUGAUUUGAAUGUGAGUGGAGGAGAGCCUUUCAAGGCGAACCCCACUAUUACUUGUAUUACUUGUGGUGAUGUUGAGCAGGAAGUCAAAGAGGGUACUAAGACCAAGGAAAGGAAGAAGAAAGCUUGGAGGGAAAAUAUGAAGCAAGCUUUGGCCCGAAGGAAGGAGAAGGGCAAAGCUAAGGUCGUCGGCCAAGAAGGCCACCUUAUGGAGCGUAAGUUGGGAGGCUACUUGCCUCGCCCCAAGAGCGUGGUGGAUCCACUCUCGGUGGCAUCACGCUCCAAGACGUGAUUGAUCCUCAACCGUCAAGCUAAUGACGAUAACUUAGCGCUUGUUGGGAGGCAACCUAAUGGAGGUUUGUUUUCUUUUCCUUAUUUUCGAUUUUGUGUUAAGUGAAAAGUUCAAGUGGUCGAGUGGUAUCCCCGUGCCAAGUUUUGUGGUUUUGCGUUUUAAGGUUGUGUUGUGGUCAUUAGGAGGCACGAUGGAAUAGGUCGAGUCAAAUUUGUUUUAGAAGUGCCCUGUUUUCACUUGAGUUCACUGGCAGAUUGCAGUGUUCACUGUCUUACAAGACCGUGAACAGGCAAAUGCGUCCGUGAACAAGGCACUUCUGCAUGUGCAGCACCUGUCGACCAACCCCAGCUCACGGAAGAAUUUGAGUGUUCACGGUCUCUAAGAAUGUGAACAGGCCAACGCGUCCGUGAACUCCGUGCUUCGCCUAUAAAAGGGGCGUGAACGGCAACUCUUCACUUCACGACCCAAAUCUUGCCGGAAAACCGCACAAAUCCGAUGGUUUUUCAAAAUUUCACCCAUUUCCGGCGAGCAAAACCUAAAACCAACCGCAUACCCAUUCUCCCCUCAUCAAAACUGGUCUGUGCUGAGAUUUUGGGGAGAUUUGGGGCAAGUUUCUUCCGGAAAACUCGUCGGUGGUGAGUCUCCGACGAGCUUCCGAUGAAGCUCCAACAACCACUCUACGGUAUGUUUUUCAGCCAUUUUUUGCCUUCCUCGCCCGCACCUCACUUCCUCCUACGUCCCAUUUGAGUCUCCAGGUUGGUUUUUCAUCUCUUCCUUAUUUAUUUUGGGAGAAUCAGAUUAGGUAGUGAAAUGAGAAUAAUUUUUAGUGCCUUGAAUGUUGAAUCUAGAAUUAGGGCGAGGAAUCAGGUUGAUUGAAUGGUGAAAUGAUGUUGCAUGAGCCAAGUUGAGCCUUGUUGGGUGUGUUUGAAUCGAAUUGCUUUUAUUUGUAGAAUUUGCCCACCAAGUGCUAAUUUGUGAAUGAAUGUGAAGUUUUUAU